UUGGGUCCCAAUCGCAAAGGCCAUGCUGAUUUGUGAUGGAAGUGUGCCAAGAUCUCUUGGGCCUCUCUCGUGGUGCCUGCAACAACUGCGACUGCCCUGGCUUCUUACGGCAUGUGCAUCGCACUGAGCUCGAGACAGCUGCAUGUCCUGCGUAUCCAGUGUGUUCGCCCACAUUUCGAUGUGCUCGCUGCAGCUGCCUUUCCAAGUUCCACGCCGUCGCGUCAACGCUUGGACCAGACACCGCCGUGGACACCUCCGCGCCCGUGGCGUCCACGGGCGGUACGCGUGGCGGGCAGUGGAAGGUGGGCGAUCUGGUACAAGUGGAGAGCUCGCAGCGCUGGGCAUUGCUUUUGCAGACGCCCUCGGACGAGUGUGUGGUGGAGCUGUUGGGGGAAGAAGGGAGCCAGGUCAGCUACCCCUCGACGUCACUCACACGGGAGGAGGAUGGCCCUUGGUCUCCUCCAGAGAUCAUUUCUGACUUUGAGAAAGAGGAGAACUUCAAGGACCUGGUCUUCCAGCCUGAGGCUUUGCGCCCCUUGAUCCCGGCGCUGAAGCGCCGCCGCUGCAAGAUCUCGGUGCUUGGUGGGUCCAUCUCCUUGCAAAGUCGUGGCUACCGGCCCAACUUGCUUCGGGCACUGGAGCGAAGAGGGGUGGUGGUGGACGACCUCGCGGCCGCCGUCGGCACCGCCGGAAGCCGCGCCCUGGCGUUGGUGGUCAAUGACCUGGUCACGACGAAGCAACCCGAUCUGCUGAUCAUCGAGGUCGCGGUCAAUGACGGCGACGACCUGCUCGAAAGCACCACGAAGCACGGACGCCCCCAGCACGCGCGCCCGGUGCUGGCGGCGGCCGAGGGCCUCGUCCGGACGGUGCGGCGGGCGUGUCCGCAGACGGCUAUUAUCUUUCUAGAGAUGUUCCUUCGCGACGAUGCCGCCGCGCGCGUGCUGAAGACUGGUUCGGAAGCCUGGAAGGACUCCUCAGUGGACGAGGCCAUUGGAUGGUACCACGAGGUGGCACCCCGCUUGCAUCGACACCUUUGCCGAAGUUAUGGUCUUUGCCAGAUCGAUUUAGUCCCUGCCUUCCGGUCCUUGAGUCUCGACGAUCGCCAGAAGUGGUUCCGGGACGAUUGCCACCACUCGGACGCCGGGGGCGAAGCGGUUGGCAACCUCUUGGCGCGCCUCAUCCUUUGGUCCGUCCGACAACCUGCAGCCACCUGCGCAGCGUCCACUGCGUCCAUGCAGCGUUUGCCGCCGCCGCUGGACACCCACUGCUGGUGCAAUGGGAAGACGAUUCGCAUCCUCCCGGGCUGGUGUUCCAACUACACGCUCCGCCGGGACAAAGACCUCCUACGGCUGGGGCAACAGAGCGACUGGCUCCUGCUGCAUGCAGGCGGCCGAGCGACCAUUCCCUUCAAGGGUCGAGCCUGUGGCUUGAUGACGCUGCUGGGACCCGAUGCUCCGAGCUUACAAGUGCAAGUCGAUGGGCUGCCGCUUCAAAGGGUCCAGCUACUGGAUCGAUGGUGCUACUACUGGAGGGAUGCAGUGGUCUUGCUUUGUGAUGGACUGGCUGAUAGCACUCACACGCUUCACCUGGAGGUGGAGGCCGCGCCGCCGGAGCACGGCAUCCUGAAGCGUCCGGCGAGCUCGGAGCUGUGGACCCACUUCGUGGCCGAGGCUCGAGCGCAAGGUCGUCCGCCACAGAAGCUUUGGCUGCUUUAUGCUUGUGCAGUUGAGAGCGAUCCGAGCCAAAAGACGUCCGCGCAGCUGUGGAGUCUGUGGCGCCGCGUCAGUGUUCAGGUGAUACUGAGGAAUAGGGAAUGCCAAUGGGAUACCUUAAUUGAGAGGAUCCCAGUUUCGAGUUGCUGACUUACUUGUUUUUU
Messenger RNA from Durusdinium trenchii, 1876 nucleotides. The record is from the annotation of a GenBank genome assembly. Lineage: Eukaryota; Dinophyceae; Suessiales; Symbiodiniaceae.